Messenger RNA from Scatophagus argus, 4952 nucleotides. RefSeq names its product adenosine deaminase RNA specific B2 (inactive) (gene adarb2). Gene Ontology annotation, biological process: RNA processing; adenosine to inosine editing. The coding region runs from base 442 to 2730 and encodes 762 amino acids. Lineage: Eukaryota; Metazoa; Chordata; Actinopteri; Scatophagidae. Gene Ontology annotation, molecular function: tRNA-specific adenosine deaminase activity; double-stranded RNA binding; double-stranded RNA adenosine deaminase activity. Gene Ontology annotation, cellular component: cytoplasm; nucleolus. The transcript is spliced from 10 exons. The record is from RefSeq and is a predicted model, not a curated record.
UGUCACACCUCCCAGACAGCCACGAUUGGACCCUAAUUAGAAAGCUCGGCAGCAAAUAGAUAGGCGUCCCGCAUGAUUGAAUCCAAAGUGGCUGAUGCCAAAAUUUCUGCAGAGGCGCGGAAAACUGUCGGAGAGGAGCGGAAGAGACAGGGCGCCUGUAUCAGUGCUGCUGAGAGCUGCCACGCUGCGCUGCGCUGCAAACAGCCUCUCCGUGAGCCGGAGUUUCAGAGGUGAUACAGGAAACAGCAAGACGCGCUGCCCCCCCCGGUUUUGAGGUAUUAAAAAAAAAAAGGGAGAGGCGAAAAUAUAGUCCGAGUCUACGUCAAAGCCGAGGACGCUGCGUUAUCAGAGAGCAACGGAGGCUGAAGCGAGACAAGUACAAAGGAGAGUCGAGCCGCCGAGUCCAAGUUAUUCCUGCGCUUCGGUCCAAAGGCUGCGCUGAUGGCAUCCGUACUUGGAAACAACAGUCGCGCGUCCGGGGCUCAGAGCGGCCAGGUGAAAUGCAAGCUGAAAAGGAGAAGGAGGAGGCGAUCGAAGAGAAAAGAGAAAGUCAGUAUGCUGUCAGCAUUGAUCGCUCCUUUCAAGUACAUAAGCCCUGGGACCAGCAGCACAGAGGACGAGGACAGUUUAAGUACCAGCAGUGCAGAAGUAAAGGAAAACCGUAAUAUUGGUAACUUGGAGGAUCGCUCUAUGGCAUCUGCAGAGUGCCAGUCGCUUUUCUGCUCCGAAUCGACUAGAAGUGGGAGUUCUGGUCUGAAGAGGAAACGACCACUGGAGGAAGACAACAAUGGACACUUGUGUCAGCUCCGCUUGAUCUAUAAGAAAUUGUCCUGGUCUGAGGCACCAAAAAAUGCUUUGGUGCAGCUCAAUGAGCUCCGGCCAGGCCUGCAGUACCGCAUGGUGUCUCAGACAGGUCCAGUCCAUGCUCCUGUCUUCUCCAUUGCUGUGGAGGUGAAUGGACUGACUUUUGAGGGCACAGGCCCCACAAAGAAGAAAGCUAAGAUGAGGGCUGCCGAGCUGGCCCUCAAGUCCUUCAUCCAGUUCCCGAAUGCACCUCAGGCCCACCUGGCCAUGGGAAACAUCUCAAACCCUUCAGCUGACUUCACCUCAGAUCAGGCAGACAUCCCUGACACGCUUUUCAAGGAGUUCGAGACCUCGCCAUGCUCUGAUGGCCUCUCGCUCUGCCACUCAGCAACAGAGAGCGAGCUACUAUCAAGUCAGCUACUGAGACAUGGACGGUUGCUUCGUCACACCUUAGACCUGAUGGUGCAGGCUCAGCAAAGGCUCGGCGGGAUUGUUCCAGAGCCAGAGGUCCCCAAGAGCCCAGUGGCAUUGCUCAAUGAGCUUCGGCCAGGCCUGCGCUACGCCUGCCUUUCGGAACAAGCUGAAGGCAGACGACUGCGUAGCUUUGUGAUGGCGGUACGUGUGGACGGGCGGAUCUUUGAGGGCUGCGGUCGCAGCAAGAAGCUAGCCAAGAACCAGGCGGCCCAGUGCGCUCUUCAGGCCCUCUUCGACAUCAGAACAGCCCCUGAGGGGAGGACAGGCCUCAAAGCCAGCAGGAAGAGCUGUCCUCAUUUACCUCAGGACUUUGCUGAUUCAAUAUUCCACUUGGUGAGGGAGAAGUACCGGUCGCUGGUGGGCGGCUGCAGUCCUGCGCACGCUCGACACAAAUCCCUGGCAGGCAUCGUAAUGACCCAAGGUCUGGACCUGAGGCACGCCCAGGUGGUGGCGCUAUCCACGGGCACAAAGUGUAUCAACGGGGAGUAUCUGAGUGACCAGGGACAAGUGGUCAAUGACUGCCACGCUGAAGUGACAGCCCGCAGAGCGCUGCUACGCUUCCUCUACUGUCAACUCGAACUGUUCUUGAGUAAAAGACCAGAGGACUGGGAGGAGUCGAUAUUUGUGCGGCACAAGGAGUGCAGCUACAGAUUGAGAGAAAACAUCCAUUUCCACAUGUACAUCAGCACAUCGCCGUGUGGCGACGGGAGGCUCAACUCGCCCUAUGAAAUCACCACUGACUUACACAGCAGCAGACACCUCAUGAGAAAGCACCGCAGCCACCUACGGACCAAAAUCGAGUCUGGCGAGGGGACGGUGCCUGUGCGAUGCCGGGGGCCCGUCCAGACAUGGGACGGCGUCUUACAGGGCGAGCAGCUCAUCACCAUGUCCUGUACCGACAAGAUCACCAGGUGGAAUAUCCUGGGCCUGCAGGGGGCGUUGCUGAGCCACUUCGUGGAGCCGGUGUACCUGCACAGCGUGACUGUUGGCAGCCUCCGUCACACGGGCCAUCUGGGCAGAGUUCUAAACCAGCGGUUAGAGCGCCUGGGCCCACUGCCCGCCAUGCACAGGCGCAACCAGCCCCUACUCAGUGGCCUGAGCUGUGCAGAGUAUCAGCAGCCUGGGAAGGCCUCUUGUGUGAGCGUGAACUGGACGCUGGGUGACGCACAGUUGGAGGUGGUCAACACAGCCACCGGACGGAGACGGGAAUCGGGGACACCGUCUCGCCUCUGCAAGCACGCGCUGUUCACCCGCUGGAACAGGCUUUACCGCAAGCUGGGGAUCCACAUGUCCGCCCCGGCGGACCGCCAGCUCAUGUACUGUGAGGCCAAGAUGGCGGCGCGUCCUUACCAGACAGUGAAGCAGCAGUGGUUCAGGUCUCUGCAGGAAAUGGGCCUCGGCACCUGGGUCAAGAAACCGCCCGAGCAGGAACAGUUCCUGCUGUCUGUCUGAGGAGGAGUGUGUGUGUGUGUGUGUGUGUGUGAGGGAGACAGUGUGCGCGUGUGUUUGUUUAACCUUUAUUUUUGUAGGGUAAGAUGACUCCAUGCUCUUUACCAACAUCCUGCUUCACACCUUCAUAACUGAAAGUUUCCCACUGUGACCUCUAGAAUCGCAGCUAUCACCACUGUGUGUGUGUAUGUGUGUGUAUGUGUGUCAUUCUGGAUGUGCCACCCAUCCACGCAGUAGAAAAGCGACAAGAGGAAAGGAAGGUCGACUGGACGGCCUGAAAAGAAAACAGACAAAAGGAAAUGGACUCUUUCUUUGAUUCGCCCUUUUUAAAACACACACGUUUAAGCAAACACACACCUAAAUACCCCGGUCUUCGGCUGUCAAAGAAGGGUGGGGUAACCUUGAGCAGAAUGAAAGGCAGCCGCUAUCUUGUCAUCAGUUAUUUUCCAGGCCCCAAGGCUCCCACUGAGGAGCAGAGGCGUGGGGGAGAGACAGACAGAGAAAGAGGAAAAGAAAGAGAGAGAGGGAGAGAGAGAGGUCCACGUCCAAUUACCAGCCCUGUCAGGGUGAUGGCUGAUGGAGGAAGAGAGAGUGAGAAAAAGAAGGACAAACCAUUGCUCCAGCCCAGCCCGCCUCACCUUCCCUCUCUCAUUUCCGUCUUUGUCCCCCUUCUCUGACUCACCCUUUGAUUCUUGACUUCCGUCUCCUUUAGUCCCCGCCUCUCCCUCCUUGUCCUCUUUCCAUUUUCUCCCCUCCAUUUCUUCGCCUCCUCUUUGUCACUCUCUGCUCUUUGCUCGCAUCUGCCUCCCCUCCCCACCUACCGUCUUUCAAGCGAAGCAGAGGUUAACACGACACAACGACAGGUUAAUAUACCCUCUUUUUUUUCUCCCAGCCUCACCCCACUGGGUGGAGAGACGGAGAAGACAUUGAGACAAGGUUCAUAAAUGCGGCCAUUACAGCUUGCCUAAAACAGGUGGAUGUGAUGAUGGAGGAAGGGGAGUGGUUUCCUGUUUUUUCUUCUCUAUCAUGCUAAAUUCGUGUUCUUUUUCUUUCUGUCCUUUGACCUGGAUGAUCUCAGUUUUCAUUUUGUCAUGUCCAGUUUCCGUACACCUGAAUCAAAGCUUGACGCCACCAAUAAGAGCGAGUCGUGACUCAUUAGCCAGGCCUCCCUGACCUGAUCGACUUGUGCUUUCUGGCUCUUUGCGGUCAUGACCGCCCUGAAUGGAUAAUAGUCAGGGUGGAGAAAAGCUCUGUAAGCCCACAUAGCACUGUGGCUGACUUGAGGGAUUUUGUUUUUUAACACCACUCUUCAGACGCACUUGAACACACAACCUUCACGUAUGAAUUAAGGAUCAGCGAGGUGAAUAUGGACCACACUGAUCCUCCCCAUGUACAUUUGAACCUCACACUCUUUUGAUGUCUCUGCGUAUUUCAUGUAAACACGCAUAGUGUGUCAGUUUUUAAUGCAGUUAAGUGUUGAUAUUCAUUAGGAUCACGUCUGUGUUGUUCUGUCAUUGCUGUAUUCUCUUCAAGGAUUUUAGUCGAGGCAUCCGAAAGUGCCACCGGCAUGUCCCGGUCAGCAGUCUGAUCCAAGUAGUGAGAGUGACAUCUAGUGGUGUUUUUCUGUUUGUUUUCCUGUCCUGCUCCUACUGAGCGCCCUGUUCUGGCAGUGCUGUGUGUUCCCAUCAGGAUACAGAAUCAAAUAAACUGUUGACUGUUCUGUUGGAGAUCGGUAUGCGAAGCAGAUGUUCUGACACACAGACAGAUUGACACAAGAGAGAACUUGACCAACACGUGAACUGCAUCUGGCAUCAAAUUGACUGAUCAUUUUCUUUACUCUUUUACUCUUUCGUCAGGUCUUUAAUAAGUUGGACAAUCAAAUUUGCUCAGUUUUACGUCUUCAGGACUGUAAAUUUGAUAUUCCUUGUUUUGUUUGGUUUUUUUUUGAGAGUUUUAAUGCCGAAAUCGAAAACAUAGCUUCAAAUCUUAAUUACUGAACAUUAAUGUUACAAAAAACAAAAAAGAAAAUUCACAGUGAUUAUUCAUUGAAAGUCCAACAGCUGUGAUGGUGACCCAACCAAAUAUUAUUUAUCAUUUGAUUAUAUUCAAAUUAAAAUGUUACUCCUGAUUGGCUCACUGAUUAAGGUGACAUGCCUUUUUCCAAAUUAAAGCUCCCCACCUUUUAAACCAUUGAGAGGAGCACAGAGGACACCACAAAUCCAUAA